Molecule: messenger RNA, 1403 nt
Organism: Pomacea canaliculata
Lineage: Eukaryota; Metazoa; Mollusca; Gastropoda; Architaenioglossa; Ampullariidae
Exons: 7
Coding region: 93-992 (299 amino acids)
Source: RefSeq, a predicted model, not a curated record
GUAGGCAGACCUAGUAUUUGUUGAUUGGCUUCUAUCGCCUUCUACUGUAAUGAGGCGCAGGUCCUGGUUGGAAUUUUGCUUAUAAAGCCGCAAUGCACGAAACACCAAGAAUGUCAAAGAGAGUUUACUCACCUGUCCCACUAAUUCUAAUCAUGACCAGGAGAUCUUUCUCUGACAUGAGGCCAUUUCUGUGUCUAACCUGGAUGGGAGCACUGCUCCUUUUUGCCAGCUGCUCAGCCACUUCGCCCACACAGAGCGAGGCUGGGUGGACACAGAAACUUGGCGAGUUGGAGGCAAGACUUGCUCGAGUGGAAGAGAAACGUGAGCAGAGGGAUACAAGUGAUUAUGGAGACUUCAUCGAGAUGGACGGUUGGGUCUUGGUGUUUCGCGGCACACAAGGUCUGGGAUCCCCCGUGUAUGACGCAUGGACGCGCACUGGUUACCAUGACGACUACACAUUCACCCGCGCCUCCAUGCCAUGCGGGUGCACGAGAACCAACGGGUCAUGUGACCGUCACUACCGCAGUCGUCUGCUGGACUCCUGGCCCUCCUCGGCCCUGGAUAAAGUGAAGCUGGCUGUGUAUGAAGGUGGGGUGGAGAAGGCCUACAUGAUCUUCACCGGCCUCGGCAGCAACUACAUCAACUGGUUCUCGGCGGACAGACUCGUACAGUCUUCAUGGAAGGACCUGAAGUCGUCUGCUCACAGCUACUUCGAUAUUACAGGGUUUUCUGCACGUGGGACUUUUCGCCGGUUCUAUGUUAGCAAGAAUCAUGGUGGAUGUCCUGGUGACAACGGGUGGUUGAACAUCAAGGACGCCGGAAACUCUUGUCCAUGGGAGACUUCGAAUCAGAACCCUGCGUUUGUUUAUUCAAAAGCCAAGACAGUGAUUAACUGGCAAAGCGCCGGGGACAUGCGGGGCUUUGCUGACGUCAUGGCAGUGUGGGUCAAGUUUCGACCCUCGGUCAAUCUCAACCGAGCGUGCAUGCCAUGAUGGCGGGGUGUGUCCACCCUGCGAAGAAAAUAUCCCUGGGUCCUUUUGUUAGGGUUGCAAACAAGAAUAAUGGAGAACUAUGUUAGAGGCUGUAAGUACAAAGAAAACAGAAAUUUUAUCUCGUAUCUUGUUGUGUUUCACCAACCGUAGCAGAUCAUGGAUUGUGAUAUGUAUUCAGCUUCUAUUUACAUGUGAAUGUUGAAAAGAUUUACUUUAAACUCACUAACAACAAGCAGCAAUCUAUCUUCUCCAUGUUUACCAACGAAAGCAGCUGGCGAUAUUUUCAACUUUAAUAUUCUUGAAUUUACUGCUCAUAAAAUGUCGUUAUCAUUUCAUGUUAUCCAUCAUUUUAGAAAAAAUUGUAAUGAAAGAGUGCGCUGUUUAUCCAUGAAUAAUAAAUAAUAAUAAAUG